This is a messenger RNA of Lytechinus variegatus (green sea urchin), 1875 nucleotides long. Its product is annotated as serine/threonine-protein kinase RIO3-like. Gene Ontology annotation, cellular component: cytosol; preribosome, small subunit precursor. The record is from RefSeq and is a predicted model, not a curated record. Lineage: Eukaryota; Metazoa; Echinodermata; Echinoidea; Temnopleuroida; Toxopneustidae. Gene Ontology annotation, molecular function: ATP binding; protein serine/threonine kinase activity. Gene Ontology annotation, biological process: maturation of SSU-rRNA; protein phosphorylation.
AGAAUUAAAAAAAAAAGAUAAGAAUAUAUCUCACAUUUAUCUCCUUUUGGAACAUCACCUUGACAACCAGCUAUAAUUCAAUUUCUACAAGAAUUUCUGAAAUACGACUGAAAUCAUGAGUACUGGAGGAAAAGUGGCCUGGCCUGCUGCCAACCCGUGGGGAAAGAGCCCGCCUGUUGCUGUUUCAUCACUGAGUAGCGUUAUGGAUGAGGAGUAUGCCUUGCAACUGCAGAAGGAGGAGGAGAGAGUUGAUGUGCCCAUAGCUCAAGCAAGUCCCACAUAUGACAUCGCAUGUGAUGUGCAGACUGAAGAUGGCAAGGAAACCAGCAGUGAUCUGCUACUGGCUCAGAUGCUUCAGCUUCAGUAUGACCGAGAGUACGAUGCUGAACUCACAAGAGAGGAACAGAAAUACAACAAAGAUAGCAAAGUGAGCAUUUCCUUCUCAAACUACCGUUCUGUCCACCCUGCAUAUGAUGACGAGGACGACGAUGAUGACGAUGAUGAUUUUCAAGAAGAAUGGAUUCUUGGUGAUGAAGGAAGAGAAGCAGAAUUACUUGGAGCUGGAAGCACUCCCGCGGGACAAAAGAAGUCUAUCAUUACCAAACAUGAUGCACAAGUAUGUGGAAGGAAGAAUGCCAGUCGAGUUAUGGAUCAGUUCCCUCCUGAUUUUCCGAGCGGUAAUAGCUUUGGGAUGGAUAUGAAGCUAUCAAACAGCGUCUACAACGUCCUUAAGAUUCACUCACAGAAAGAAGAGAGUAAAGCACAGAGAUUACACGAGAAGAAAGAACAUUCAACUGCCGAAAUGGCUGUAGAUUCUCGUACCAGGAUUAUGUUGUAUAAGCUAGUCAAUAAUGGUCUUCUAGAUUCCAUCACUGGUACCAUCAGUACCGGUAAAGAAGCAGUCGUCAUCCAUGCGUACGGAGGACAGAUGGACGACCACAUUAUACCAGCAGAGUGUGCGUUGAAGGUCUUUAAGACGACACUAAACGAGUUCAAGACAAGGGAUCAGUAUAUCCGCAACGAUUAUCGGUUUAGAGCUAGGUUCAAGAAGCAGAACCCUCGAAAGUUCAUCCACAUGUGGGCUGAGAAAGAAAUGCAUAAUCUCAAUAGGAUGCGAGAAGCUGGGAUCAGGUGCCCGGAGGUGGUGUUGCUACGGAAACACAUCCUGGUGAUGUCAUUCAUUGGUAAAGACCAGAAGGCAGCUCUCAAACUGAAGCAUGUCAAGUUCUCAGUCAGCGAGGCUCAGUGUGUCUAUGAAGAAUGCCUUGAGAUGAUAGAGAAGUUAUACCACCAAUGCAAUCUGAUCCAUGCUGAUUUGAGUGAAUAUAACAUCCUAUGGCAUGAAGGUCAUCUAUGGUUCAUUGACGUCAGUCAGUCAGUAGAGCCAACGCACCCACAUGGUUUGGAGUUCCUCCUCAGGGAUUGUACAAACAUUAGCAAUUUCUUCCGUAAGCUUGGUGUCCACGAUGUUCUGAAGCCGCAUGAACUGUUCAACAGAGUCACUGGAUUGGAUCUACAGUACGGCAAUGAGCAGGAGUUUCUAGGCCAGAUUGAAGCCUUACAGCAGAGUGAGAAGUUCAAACCAUCUAGUCCGAAAGAGAACAACUUUGCUUUUGAUUACUUCUUUGACAAGAUCAAGGGGGAAGAGCCUCAACACAAGAAGAAGAAGAAGAAGAGAAGAUGGAAGGAGGAGAGAAUCAAGCUGAUAAUGGGAGCAGUGUUCAAGCUACGGUGUCCUCAAAGAAGGAUUAAUUCUCACGAUUAUGUCGCGCGUGAGGAGAUGGAGGGGUUUGGGGUUAGUUUGUGUUGAAAUAUCCAGAAGUAGAUUUAGGCGUAGAUGACAGUGGCUUUCACUAGAGGUUUUUUUAUUACAAA